UGGGGCAGCAGCCACGGACAAAGCUGAAGGUGUCUCACAUAAAAGUCAAGAGAUAUCCAUUUCUAAAUUUGCGGUCAAUCCGUUUUGCGGGCACCUACCUUCGCUCAACCAGCUCUCAUCUCAAUUCCAGAUAAUCAACGAGCAAUUAAUUACCUAUCUAGGUAGGUCACUUCGCGAUUCAAACCGGACCAAUUUUUCUUUCCGUGCAAAAUCAUGAGUGAAGUCUUCGAAGGAUACGAGCGUCAGUACUGCGAGCUCUCUGCCAAUCUCUCUCGAAAAUGCAACUCUACUUCUCUUCUUCCCGAUGGAGUGGAAAAGAACGCGAAGGUCAAUGAGAUUAAAUCUGGACUGGAUGAUUGUGAUGUUCUGAUUAGGAAAAUGGACCUUGAAGCUAGGAGUUUGCAGCCGAGUGUGAAGGCUAUGUUUCUGGCCAAGUUGAGGGAAUAUAAGUCUGAUCUGAAUAAGUUGAAGAGGGAAUUUAAAAGGAUAACGUCCGGUGAUGUUAGUCAGGCUUCCCGUGAAGAGUUGUUGGAGGCUGGAAUGGCUGAUGCGCAUUCGGUUUCUACUGAUCAAAGGGAAAGAUUGACUAUGUCAGUAGAGAGAUUAAAUCAGUCCAGCGAUAGAAUUAAGGAGAGCAGAAGAGCCAUGCUAGAGACAGAAGAGCUUGGUGUCUCAGUUCUUGAAGAUUUGUAUCAACAGCGCCAGACGCUCCUGCAUGCUCAUAACAAGCUUCAUGGAGUAGAUGAUGCUAUUGACAAGAGUAAGAAAGUCCUAUCUUCCAUGUCAAGAAGAAUGACCAGAAACAAGUGGAUCGUUGGCUCAGUAAUUGCUGCUCUUGUUGUAGCAAUCAUUUUUAUCAUCUUAUUUAAGACUUCUUAUCAUUAAUAAACACUUGAAAUUAUUGGUCGUAAAUUUGUUACAGUUGGUGGUCUCCGGUGUCUGUUAAAUUCACUCCACUGUUAUUCGUGCACGUGUGUAUAAAGAAUUUGUCAGUCGAAUUCUAAGCAUCUGCCGGUUGUAAUUGUGCCAUCACUAGGUAUAUGAAAAUCCUGUGUUGUAUGUUUA
Messenger RNA from Populus nigra (black poplar), 1065 nucleotides. Its product is annotated as vesicle transport v-SNARE 12-like. Gene Ontology annotation, molecular function: SNARE binding; SNAP receptor activity. Bases 214 to 885 code for a protein of 223 amino acids. Gene Ontology annotation, biological process: intracellular protein transport; vesicle-mediated transport; vesicle fusion. The record is from RefSeq and is a predicted model, not a curated record. The transcript has 6 exons. Gene Ontology annotation, cellular component: SNARE complex; ER to Golgi transport vesicle membrane; late endosome membrane. Lineage: Eukaryota; Viridiplantae; Streptophyta; Magnoliopsida; Malpighiales; Salicaceae.